Messenger RNA from Aspergillus luchuensis, 444 nucleotides. Its product is annotated as tautomerase family protein. The coding region runs from base 1 to 444 and encodes 147 amino acids. NCBI's taxonomy places the organism in Eukaryota, Fungi, Ascomycota, Eurotiomycetes, Eurotiales, Aspergillaceae. The transcript has a single exon. The record is from RefSeq and is a predicted model, not a curated record.
AUGCCCUUUUGGCAAAUUUUUCACCCCUCCGGCACCUUCGAGGACACCGCUUCCAAGAAAGCUUUGACAGAAGACAUCACCAAGAUAUACACCGGAAUUGGGCUUCCUGCAUUCUAUGUGGUCAUCAACUUUAUGAAACUUCCCCCCGGAGAUACCUGGGUCGGCGCUGAAAUCAGAACGGAGAAACCGUUUAUUCGUAUUAUUGCUGACCACAUCGCCGUUCGACUCGAAAAUGACGACCAAAUUUAUAAAUCUACAUGCGACGCGAUUGACAAAGCUUUGAAGCCUCAUAUUGCCGAUAGAGGUUACGAUUGGGAAUUUCAUGUCGAUGAGACCGAAAGGAGGCUAUGGCGGGUCAAUGGAUUAGUUCCUCCUCCGUUUGGGAGUGAUGCGGAGAAGAUUUGGGCGAAGGAAAACAAGCCGGUCGCUUGGGAAGGCGCUUAG